Molecule: messenger RNA, 950 nt
Organism: Fusarium odoratissimum NRRL 54006
Lineage: Eukaryota; Fungi; Ascomycota; Sordariomycetes; Hypocreales; Nectriaceae
Product: oxidoreductase
Exons: 1
Coding region: 19-768 (249 amino acids)
Biological process (GO): ergosterol biosynthetic process
Molecular function (GO): C-4 methylsterol oxidase activity; iron ion binding
Source: RefSeq, a predicted model, not a curated record
ACCAAAGCCGAAGUCAAAAUGUCUCAACUCUGGGCUAAUAUAGUCGCUACCUAUGAUCCAUUUACGAUCGAGUUCGUAGGCAGCGGCCUCAUCCAGAUCCUCUUCUGGUGGAUUCCUUCAGCUCUUUUUCUUCUCCUUGAUCAUGUUGCCCCAAGCUUUGCGUCGAAACACAAGAUACAGCCUCCACCAAAACAGCCCAAAGGGUCCGAGAUUUUGGACUCUGUCGUGAUAUCCUUGAGGAAUCAGCUCAUAGUCAUUGGACUGCAACUAUCGCUAGCGUUUCUGGCGACGCAGCGAAAUAUGCCAUCAACAUUCCAGAUCACAGCAUCUCUGCCAUCAGCGAAGAGCUUCGUGAGAGACUUCGCCAUCUGCUUAGUUGCUCGAGAGAUUCUCUUCUACUAUUCCCAUCGACUGUUUCACAUACCAUAUCUCUACCGUCGCAUCCAUAAAAUCCAUCACAAGUUCACCGCACCAGUCGCCUUCGCCUCACAAUAUGCACAUCCCAUCGAGCAUAUUGUAGCCAACACAAUUCCCAUUGUCCUCCCGCCCAUAUUGCUCAGAACUCACAUCUUGACCAUGUGGGCGUUUGUGGCUUGGCAGCUCAUCGAGACGGCAACCGUUCAUAGUGGCUUCGACUUCUUUGGUGGCGCAGCCUAUCGUCAUGAUCGUCAUCAUGAGCGUUUCGAUGUUCACUUUGGAGGAAUGCCUUGGUUGGAUUGGCUUCAUAACACCGACGAAAGAAAGAGAUUAGAGAAGAAGAAUAAGUGAUGUUUUAUAACAGAACUAUUUCGCCGAGAUCUACAUGGAAGCGAAGGAUCAAGCUGUGUAUUUUACCCAUAUCAGAUAUUCCUUGAGAUAGCUUUGAAUGAGUAUCACCAAAUGCUUGGUGGGGGUUGAUACCAGUUUCCAAUUGCCAGCAGAACAGAUUAGCGAGACACCAAUACUCAUCU